AUGGCCUCAAAGCUUCACAACCUACUCUCUUCACUUAUUUUUGUAUUCACCGUUCUUGAUUUUCCGGCCAAAACGACGCCGCAGGAGUGCCCUUAUCCCUGUUAUCCCCCGCCGACCGGCCCCGGCGGGAACAACCCUCCGGUGACAACAACGCCGCCAGUUUCCACCACCCCUCCUGCAGUUUUCACUACACCUCCUUCAGUAUUCAUCCCGCUCACACCUCCACCGCCGCCUUACUCUUUUGGAGCGGCGCCGCCGCCACCUGAUCAAACGGUGCCUUGGUUUCCGUAUUUCUACCAGAAACCGCCCCAUCAAUUAGACCAGUCUUUUUCGUCGCCUGCUCUCAAAGGAAGUAUGAAAUUGAAGACAGCUCAGUCUUCCAAACCGAUUCACACACACAGAUCCACAAAGGUCUUACCCUCUGCCACACAUCUCUCCGCAUUAAAUAGGGACUCCAGUCAAAAGGAGCCGUUGAAGAGACAACCACUGGGACAAGCACGGCCAAGGACGGCGGCGAAUGGCCCAUGGUUGCUGGAGCAAAAGAAGAAAGAAGCAGAGGGGGACCAAAGGAGAGAACAGAGAUUGUCUAGGGCACAAAACGGGAAAGGAGGUACAAGGGAGAGGAAAGGUCAGCUAUAA
This is a messenger RNA of Erythranthe guttata (spotted monkey flower), 639 nucleotides long. Lineage: Eukaryota; Viridiplantae; Streptophyta; Magnoliopsida; Lamiales; Phrymaceae. The record is from RefSeq and is a predicted model, not a curated record.